AUGGAAGAGAAUUACCCAAUGCAACCUCAUCGUCCCUCCAUGCUUAACAAAUUUGUUCAAACCAACCAGGUUUCUAUUAUUAACUUGCCCUUCUCUGGUGGUCAGCCCAAGAAAGGUACAGAGGACGCUCCUGAAUUGAUUGAACAGGCCGGUGUUCAAAAUGAUUUGGAAAACUUGGGUUACUCUGUUCGUUACAUUCAAAACCCUUCCUUCAAGACCCCUCCCCAGAUCGAGGGUCCUAGCAAGGACACCAUCAAGAACCCUCAGUACGUUAGCGAUGUAUGCCGCCAGGUGCGCGACACUGUCAAAAGCGAAUUGAGCCAAGAACGUCUUGUCGUCAACGUUGGUGGUGAUCACUCUUUGGGCAUGGGUACUAUUGAGGGUGUUCAAUCUGUCUACGACGAUGCCUCUGUUCUUUGGAUUGACGCUCACGCUGACAUCAACACCCCAGAAUCUUCUCCCUCCAAGAAUCUUCACGGCUGCCCUUUAGCCUUCUCUCUUGGCUAUGCCGAUCCUGUUCCUCCCGAGUUUGCUUGGACCAAGCGCGUCAUCGACGAAAAGCGUCUUGCUUUUAUUGGUCUCCGUGAUUUGGAUCCUCAAGAACGUGCCUUCCUUCGUGAACAUAACAUUGCUGCUUUUACCAUGCACCACGUCGACAAGUACGGGAUUUCUAAGGUCGUUGAAAUGGCUUUGGAGCAUAUUAAUCCCGGCAACCGUCACCCUGUUCACUUGUCUUUUGACGUUGAUUCUUGCGACCCAGCGGUUGCUCCUUCCACCGGUACGCGUGUCCCAGGUGGUUUGACUUUCCGUGAAGCCAUGUAUAUUUGCGAGGCCACUGCUGAAACUAGCACAUUGGUUGCCAUCGAUGUUAUGGAGGUCAACCCUCGCUUGGGCAAUGAGGAAGACACCAAAGCCACCGUCAAUUUGGCUCGAUCCAUCAUCCGUACAAGCUUGGGUCAAACUUUGCUUUAG
This is a messenger RNA of Schizosaccharomyces osmophilus, 972 nucleotides long. It is a transcript of the gene aru1, whose product is annotated as arginase Aru1. Lineage: Eukaryota; Fungi; Ascomycota; Schizosaccharomycetes; Schizosaccharomycetales; Schizosaccharomycetaceae. The transcript has a single exon. Gene Ontology annotation, molecular function: arginase activity; manganese ion binding. Bases 1 to 972 code for a protein of 323 amino acids. Gene Ontology annotation, cellular component: cytosol; cytoplasm; nucleus. The record is from RefSeq and is a predicted model, not a curated record.